CCCACCCUCCAACCGUGAUUGAACCGGAGGAAGCCAUUCCCUUUGAGAUCCACCCAUGCAUUUCAAACCCCCCCUGCAAGCCGAAACACUUGGACCACUCACACACAGACGACACCUGCAAGAGAGAGAGAGAGAGAGAGAGAGAAAAUGGCGAACGCAGACGUGGAAGCGGUGGACUUCGAGCCGGAGGACGACGAUCUCAUGGACGAGGACGGCACUGUUGACGUCGACGCUGCUUCGCCUAGGGCUCCUCUCCCAAAGCUCAAGUCCGCCAUUACCGGCGGCUCUUCCGCCUUCGCCGCCGCCACUGCUCCCAAGAAGACCAAAGGCCGUGGUUUCCAAGAAGAGUCUGAUGCCGAUCGCAACAACCGCUUGGCCGGUCGCUUCGACUCUCUCAACUCCGAUGGCGGCCCCGGUCCUGAACGAUGUCUGUUCUCUCUCCCCCUCUCUCUGUAG
Messenger RNA from Camellia sinensis, 456 nucleotides. Lineage: Eukaryota; Viridiplantae; Streptophyta; Magnoliopsida; Ericales; Theaceae. The record is from RefSeq and is a predicted model, not a curated record.